UUUGUGCUUAAAAAGUAUACAACUUUUUAUUUUUCGAAAAAAAUGACAGAUCGUUUUGCUAGACCCUUCUACCCAGGAUCGUUUAGAGCCCUUUGAGGCUGCAUUUAAACUACAUUUUGGAAGUUCAAAAUCGGGGCACCAAUGAAGUCCAUUAUAUAGAGAAAAAUCCUGAAAUGCUUUCCUCAAAAACCAUAUGUUCUUCACGACUGAAGACAGAAAGACAUAAACAUCUUGGAUGAUAAGGGUUUAGUUUGCAAAAACUAGAAACCCCCAAGGAUGGGAGAAACCAGUGUAGACGAAGCCAAAAUGACAGACUCUCCAGGUGGAAACACGUCCAAUAAGAGUGAAAAAAAGGCAGAGGGAAACUCUUUCUUUAGCUGGCUGUUGGUGCUGGCUAUGCUGGGGGCUUGGUUGUCUGUAGGUGUCGUGUGGUUUGACCUUGUUGACUACAACAGUGUGGUUGGUGCUCUUGGAGGAGUAUAUGAUGCUGACGGCGAUGGAGACUUUGAUGUAGAAGAUGCCAAAGUUUUGUUGGAAAAUGCUACUGUGGCUACUAAGGAAAAAACCUUAAGAAAAAAUAUCACAACGGAGGGAGACCGUAUCCAAGCAAGCCAUCCCAAGCUUACAUCAGAUGAGAAACCUAAAGAUGUGGGACUUAAAAAAGACAAAGAACAUCCUACCAGGGAUAUUGGGCGCAAGCUGAAAGCAGCUCUGAAGGAGCAGCUACGAAUUAUUCAUGAGAAGAUUGAAGCCAAAAAGAUUGCCAAACUAGCCCUCGCUGAGGUCCGUAGUGUUUUGGCUCAAGAGGAAGAGGAGAGACAAGCUGCUCUUGCUGCCAAAAAGGUCAAAGAAGAGACAGAAGCUAAGCUUCAACAGGAACGAAUAAAAAGAGAACAAGGGGAGAAACUAGUCAAGGAGAAAGCAGAGAGAGAAAGGAUGGAGAAAGAAAAAGCAGAAAAAGAAAGACUGGCCAAAGAAAAGUCAGAAAAAGAGAAACUCGCUAAAGAAAAAUUGGAGAAAGAGAAGGCAGAAAAGGAAAAACUUGAGAAAGAAAAGGCAGAAAAAGAAAAAGUGGUUAAAGAAAAAGCAGAAAAAGAAAGACUGGCCAAAGAGAAGACAGAAAAGGAAAAACUUGAGAAAGAAAAGGCAGAAAAAGAAAAAGUGGUUAAAGAAAAAGCAGAAAAAGAGAGACUGGAGAAAGAAAAAGCAGAAAAAGAAAGACUGGCCAAAGAAAAGGCAGGAAAAGAAAAACUGGUGAAAGAGAAGGCAGAAAAGGAAAAACCUGAGAAAGAAAAGGCAGAAAAAGAAAAACUGGCUAAAGAAAAAGCAGAAAAAGAAAGAUUGGAGAAAGAGAAAGCAGAAAAAGAAAGACUGUCCAAAGAAAAGGCAGAAAAAGAGAAACUCGCUAAAGAAAAAGCAGAAAAAGAGAGACUGGCUAAAGAAAAAGCGGAAAAAGAAAGAUUGGAGAAAGAGAAAGCAGAAAAAGAAAGACUGACCAAAGAAAAGGCAGAAAAAGAAAGACUGGCCAAAGAAAAGGCAGAAAAAGAGAGAUUGGCUAAAGAAAAAGCAGAAAAAGAGAGAUUGGCUAAAGCAAAAGCGGAAGAAGAAAGAUUGGAGAAAGAGAAAGCAGAAAAAGAAAGAUUGGAGAAAGAGAAAACAGAAAAAGAAAGAAUGGCCAAAGAAAAGGCAGAAAAAGAGAGAUUGGCUAAAGAAAAAGCGGAGAAAGAAAGACUGGAGAAAGAAAAAGCAGAAAAAGAAAGAUUGGAGAAAGAGAAAACAGAAAAAGAAAGACUGGCCAAAGAAAAGGCAGAAAAAGAAAGACUGGCUAAAGAAAAAGCGGAGAAAGAAAGACUGGAGAAAGAGAAAGCAGAAAAGGAAAGACUGGCCAAAGAAAAGGCAGAAAAAGAAAGACUGGAGAAAGAAAAGGCAGAAAAAGAGAGACUUGCUAAAGAAAAAGCAGAAACAGAGAGACUCGAGAAAGAAAAGGCAGAAAAAGAAAGACUGGCCAAAGAAAAAGCAGAAAAGGAGAGACUUGAGAAAGAGAGAACAGAAAAAGAAAGACUUGAAAAAGAAAAAGCAGAAAAAGAAAGACUGGCCAAAGAAAAAGCAGAAAAAGAAAGACUUGAGAAAGAAAAGGCAGAAAAGGAAAGAAUUGAGAAAGAGAGAGCAGAAAAAGAGAGACUCACUAAAGAAAAAGCAGAAAAAGAAAGACUAGCUAAAGAAAAGGCAGAAAAAGAAAGACUUGAGAAAGAAAAGGCAGAAAAGGAAAGAACUGAGAAAGAGAAAGCAGAAAAAGAAAGACUGGCCAAAGAAAAGGAAAGAACUGAGAAAGAGAAAGCAGAGAAAGAAAGACUGGCCAAAAUAAAAGAGAGUGCACCAAAGGGGCAAACAGAGAAAGCUGUAAAGGAGGACAGGGAACAUGUGAACAGUUCCAAACAAGAAAAAGAGGCAAAAUUAAAUAAAAAGGCUCAUGGACAAAAAGCUGAUAAAUCAGAAAAUGAAAAAGACUCCGAUGAUGAAAAGAAUACCAAAGAUGAGAAAAUAUCUACUCGUGGUUUACUUAAAUCUUCAAAAAAAAAUACCAAGAAAUAAAAGUAAACCGCCAUAACUGUGAGAUUUGAUUGAAAACAAAAAGCUCCUAAGGCAUUUACUAGGAACAGCGCUGGAAAGUAAAUAACUAAACUUUUUUUCUCUAGUGUGACAGUAUUCAGCUGUUCAAAACGGUAACAAGCUACUUUUUCGAACAAGUAGUGGUGUAGUGUAAUAAAACAUUACAUUGCUGUUGGUCCCAUGGUACAGCUGAGUGAAGGAGGUAAUAACCCAACUGUCUAUUCACUGUGUUGGGAAGUUUAACAUGACAUCUUCGAUCCAGCAAGCCAGUGGUUUUUUAACCCUGUUUCUAGAGCCCUCUCCAACCAUUCACAGUUUGCAUUUCUCCUUAAUCAAACACAUCCGAUUAAGGUCGUCACCUCAUUAGUAGAGACACCUAGAUCUGAAAUGGGACACAUUCAAAAUGUGCAGUAUUGGGGGACUCCAGGAAUGGAAAGCCUCUGCGAUAAGUGAUUUAGUCUGCACAGAAAUGCAGGCUGCAUUUUAAAAAUAUUUUGUGUGUUAUAGAAAUGAAGUGUAUUUUAAUAAUUUUACUCUGUGAAUACUUGUUAAUAUUUAUUAUACUACGUUUUUGUGCCAGACAAAAAUUGCUCUAGCUGCAAAAUUAAAUAUCAAUUGAAAGUUAUAUAUUUAUAAAAUUGAUACUCUUAGCUUCAAUAUAGUUAGCAGGUUUUUGUUUGUAGCUUGUACUAUAGCUAACUACUUUUUUAAGGAUAUCUUGAUUGCACACUAAUUAGGGCUCCUUUACACAUGGCAUUAAUCUGCUUUUCAGAAUCGAAUCUCAAUUUUGACCUUACUAAAAGCCAGGUGAAGUAAAUGCACGUAAGAUACAUUAUUGCAUCAUGAUCGGAUGUCUCAAACCACAAAACAAUUUGGUGGUGGUCUUGUUUAGGGUAGAUUUUUGACCCCUUUUUAAUGAAUAUGUGACUGCAUAAUCAUAAUACUUACCUGUUUCCCUGACCAGUAUAGAGAGUCUCAGAUGCCCCCUCAUAUUUCCAGAAAGUACAAUGAUCUUGAAAAAGAAAGAAAAGCAGCCCAGUCAUGACUCCAUGUAUCCUAGGACAUUAUCUUCAAAAAAAAAAAAAAAAAAAAAAAAAAAAAAAAAAAAAUCUAUCAAUACUAAUUAGUAUGGAUUUUUUUUUUGAUGCCCACUGAUGAUAUCUUAGAGAGCAAGGUGGUAUAAUAGCUUCAAUAUAAUAACUAGAUAAGAGCUGUUAAGACAGUAAACUAAUUAAGACCUGGUUCUGACACUUAUCAGCCAAACAGAAAAACUAACACCUAAUACCGAUAAUUUAAAAAAUGCCAAUCAAAUUAUAUAUUGGCCUUGGUGAUAUAUCAUUUGACCACUGCUUAUAACCACAAAAACACUACUGUUUGAUAUGUAAACAAAUACAUUUACAUGUUUGCAUUACAUAAUCAGUUAAGUACAUAUUGUUUUCAUGAUGUAGUAAACAGUAGCUCACCAUUGCUCUUGCAGUGUAGAGCUUGACACAAAACACGAGUCAAGACAUUUGACAGAACAGCUCAGAGACGUGCUAAAAUGGCAUGGUCGCUUCAGCAAAUGCGUUUAUCUCACAUAUGCUUUUGUCGGUUAGAUUUAAGGUAGAGUGUAGUGUAUCCUGUAGUGUAGCGGUACGUUAUUUUAAUAUACGUAACAGACCAUUAAGCUUUCUGAACUGAAAUGUACAACAAACGAGGUGCCACGUUCAUCUGUUUCAGAGAUGAUCAAAUACACUUCUAGCACCACUCACUAAACAUUUUGCUUUGGAAGUGGUGCAAAACAAUAUCUUUCCAAUGAGCCAAUUAGGUUCUGCAAUCCUUAUUAAUAACAAUUACAUCCUUUAUUGUAGAAACGUUUGAAUGAAAGGAAACGGAAACCAGAUUUUUUAGUUUAUUUUUGACUUAUUUUUUACCUGUUAAAAUUACAACAUUUUAAAAAUUAAGUAAAUAAUGGAAACAUUUUACUUAAUACAACCUCUCUGGUUGUACCAUUUCCUGUUAUUUUAAUUGUUUAAAUAUAUUUGUUAUUUUAUUGUUUAUCUGAUCACACUGGUGACUGGAAUGAGGGCAUAAAAUCAGUCAAGCUAAACAAUGUCCAGAUACUAUGUGAAUACAAAACACAUGUUAAUGCCAGGUGUAAACUUGACCUAGGAGCCUCUAUGUCUGCUCACAAAAGCACAAAAAAUUAAAUAUAAGGUUAUACAGGGGUGCUGCUAACUCAAAUCCAUUUAGUGACUUGAAAUACAUUAAUAAUUAGAAGUUUUGAAGUUGCACUUGAAUCUGAAAAAUCAUUAUAUUUCAGACUUUGUUUUUCAUUUGCAGUGUGACAUUUGUCACAAUACAGUAGUGUACAGAUGUGCCUGAAUUUGUUCAUAUAGUGAACUGUGUGAAAUUGAUGUAGCGAUUUUUGAAGGAAUAGAUGAGUGAGUGGUUUUAAACAUUGUAUGUACAUGAAUAUGUGAAACACUUUUGUCUUUUGUUUCAUUUGCCUUAAGUUCAAAACCACUGUGAGAUGCCAUAAUGAACAUGAGCAGAUUUUUUUUCUCACCUCUUUUCAGACAGCUGUUUUUACUUUUUGAAGAAAGUCUCCUGCUGACUCUUAAAUAAUAACUAAGACAUUAUUUGUAGUAUACUGAGCAAAUUGAUCUGAUUUCAUUUGAUUACUUACAAAAAGACAGUGCAGACAGUCUGUCCUAAAAGGUCAUAUUUGAAAAACAAAUUAUAUUUGGGUAAAAUGUGAACAACGUCUAAAAUCAGAUUAUGAGUGCUGAGCAAGCAUCAGUUCUGCUUUUUCUAUACCAGUGAAAGAACUAAUGAAGAGGAAUAUACUCUUUAAGUUCAGGAAGUUAAGCUAUGCAGCUACAAUAAGGAUCAAGUUUUUAACAUUUGCUAAUAUUUAUUCAACAGCUGUUAGACUAGUGUAUGUCUAACUUAAUGUCUUUAAACUUUUUUUUUUUUUUUUUUUUUUUUUUUAACAAAAUUGUCAGAUCAUACAAUGUCUGCUAAAUGACUGACAGUUGUUUUUAUUUUUAUUUUAUUUUUUUAUGUGUUUACAUUUGGGUUUAUUUUGUCCAGUAUAGUGAGACCUUGAUCUUAUCAGUUCUUUGCGUAACCAUUUAUUAUUGUGUGAAACAUUUUAUUGUUGUGUGAAACAUUUUAAAGUUAAAUUAUGUUAAUCAUAUAACAGCAACUAUGUAGUAGAAUGUUGUUGGUGUGUUGAAGUGUGUUAUUUCUUUACCACUAGUGCUACCAAACAGACAGACGUAAUGUUUCUAGAUAGGUUUCUGAAAAAAAUAAAACUUUUUUUUUCUUUUUUUUUUAA
This is a messenger RNA of Labeo rohita (rohu), 5932 nucleotides long. RefSeq names its product un-named hu7910. Gene Ontology annotation, molecular function: peptidyl-aspartic acid 3-dioxygenase activity; protein binding. The transcript has 7 exons. The coding region runs from base 277 to 2592 and encodes 771 amino acids. Gene Ontology annotation, biological process: peptidyl-aspartic acid hydroxylation. The record is from RefSeq and is a predicted model, not a curated record. NCBI's taxonomy places the organism in Eukaryota, Metazoa, Chordata, Actinopteri, Cypriniformes, Cyprinidae. Gene Ontology annotation, cellular component: endoplasmic reticulum; membrane.